CGAAACAAACUUGCUUAUCUAAUGAACGUCAAACUAGCAUAAAGACGUUGCUUUAGCAAGGAGGAGUAAAGACGACGGUAGAGAAUUGGGAAACAGAAGGGGGAUAAAAUAGGCCACGCGGCCCGUAAUUUAAGGUAAAUAUAAUAAUAAAAUGGCAACGGAGAAGGAUUUGAUUAAUGCAGUCAGAGAAUCACUUAAAGCUGAUGGGGAGCUUGGUCGUAUAAAAGCUGAAAUGCGUACAGAAGUCAUAAAGUUGUUAGAUAAUUCAAAUAAAGGAAAUAAAACAAAGCUUCCAAAGCCACCUUUAGACAUUGUAUUUUUGAAUGAACUUAUUCGAGAAUACUUAGAUUGGAUGGGAUAUAAGUACAGCUCUACUGUAUUUAUUUCAGAAUGCGACUUGUCAAAGCAACCUCUUGAUAGAUUUUUGCUUUUGCAAAGUUUGGGGCUGAAAGAAAGUGAGAAUAGUACAAAAUUACCAUUGCUGUGUAGUAUUGUAGAAACAUUCAAGAAUUUAAAAAAUACAUGAAUAUAUAAAAUUAUAUAUAGACGUAUUAUUAACAAAAGUAACAAAAGUCUAAAACAUUCAUACUUAAUAUUGUUAAUAAACAAAAAAUAUAUGAAUUAUCAAA
Molecule: messenger RNA, 629 nt
Organism: Bombus impatiens (common eastern bumble bee)
Lineage: Eukaryota; Metazoa; Arthropoda; Insecta; Hymenoptera; Apidae
Product: lisH domain-containing protein FOPNL
Exons: 4
Coding region: 152-526 (124 amino acids)
Biological process (GO): cilium assembly; microtubule anchoring
Cellular component (GO): motile cilium; centrosome; ciliary basal body
Molecular function (GO): protein binding
Source: RefSeq, a predicted model, not a curated record